This is a messenger RNA of Bolinopsis microptera, 1048 nucleotides long. RefSeq lists its product as uncharacterized. Bases 113 to 1048 code for a protein of 311 amino acids. The record is from RefSeq and is a predicted model, not a curated record. The transcript has 5 exons. NCBI's taxonomy places the organism in Eukaryota, Metazoa, Ctenophora, Tentaculata, Lobata, Bolinopsidae.
UGGAGGAGUACUUUGCUUUUUUUAGUUUUGUGAGUCCAUGAGAGGUCAGUUUGGAUCUGUUACCGCGUACUCUUGGUCUAAAUCGACUACUCUUCAGCCUAUCUAAAGCUCAAUGGAAAUUCGUCAGCUUAGAUGUUACCCCCGUUUAACCUCACUAAGCCAACUUCAACUCUAUCUCUUAAUAAUAAUGGCUAUUUUCUCUGCGGCCAGAGGCCACACCCUCGUUACAGUGAAGUUAAAUAAGUACACCAACGAAGACAACUCUAAAGCUCAAGACGACCAACUUUGCAACCCGGACGCGACCCCUUGUGACAUGGAAUUUGAGUUCAAACUUAUCAAACCAAUCAGUUUUACCUUUGAGACGCCCCCAGUAAACGAGGACAACAUAAUUUUCACGGAUACGAUAACAAUACAAGACGGUUCAACCAUACCCAAUCCUUUUCCUGGAACAGAGGUGGAACAAACGGUUACAAAGGGAAUAAGCGAGCUACUACUCUUACUAGACGUUUGGCACAGGAGGACGAACGGAGACAGAGUAAUGAUGGCCCGGUUAAUGUACAAGCGGACAUUCGACACAUGGGGUCCAGUAACUAUUACUCUCACUGAUGAGCACUCCUCUAUUAACUUAACCACUUCUAUUGAGUGUGCACCUGAAUACUACAGAAAACCUCUAACACCUGACAAUAUGGACGAGGAAGUUUCAAACUGUUUCCACUGUGCGGAGACGGACAAGUACACAUGUAACCAGGAGGACGGGAGCAAGGAGUGUAAACCUGGCUGGACAGGUGCGGAGUGCGAUACAGAGGCUUCUCCAGAAAGUUGCCCCUCUGUCCAAGAAGCCAACUCCACGAUAGUUCCGUCGACCUACAAAACAGACUCUUUGGAAGUGGGGUACACUCUCACUUUUAGUUGUCAGGGUCCCUACCUUUCCUAUCUCUCCACAUCUCCCCUCAUGACCUGUUUAGAUACUGGAAAUUGGAACUCGACUGUCCCCUCUUGUAUUCCAAUAGUUGACAAUAUCGACAAGAAAAUAGACCGUAAGUUUUGA